AUGAAAACGUUUAGCAGGAGUAGUGGUGUGUAUGCAAGUAACUUAACCGAGAAUGGCGCAAAUUUAAUAGGGCACAGUAACAAAACUAUUGAGAAAAUAAAAAGUAAGUACAAAAAUGACAACCUUUUAAAUUACGCCAGCACAGAUAACGAGUGCGUGGAAAGACGAAGGGGAGAAAGGGAAAGAGACACGCACACGGAGACGGAAGCGGAAGGGGAAGAGAAGGACGAGACGGAUAAAGAAAAAGUAAGCAGUCAUCUCUCAUACGUAAGUAGCAAAAAUGUUAACGGCGCUAAAAAGGGCUCUAUACAAAAUGGAACAAAUUUUAUCGAUAAGUACAAAAAUUUAUUCACAAAAAGUAGUAAUUCGAAUGGGAGAAUUAGGCAAGAGUCAAACACCAAUGACAAGUCGUCAAUCAAACGCAUACUGUUCGACAGAAAUAACUUCCAUACAACAAAUAGAAGUCACCUUCUAGUAAAUAACGCGAAAAAGAACAACUAUGAUAACUUUACAAAUGAGCGUAACAGGCUUCCUAAUAAGGCACCUAGUUACGAUUCCUCCAACAGGAACUGCAGUGACGCUGUUAGUUCAAAGAGAAAGUUUCAUGCACUUGGAGAGAUAAACACAAAUAGGCAUGUGGACUUGGAGAUGUACGAGUCACUCUACAGAUUUCACAAAAAACACACGCACAGUAGGCAGGUCUCCGAAAAUAUUCACAAAUUUUCAGGCGCGCACGCAAAAGAAAAAGAUAACGACAAUGCAGUUUUGGAUAGCUGUGAAGAUAUAAAGAAAGAGGAAGAUAAAAUGAAUAAUUACGAGAUGUACAAAGAUAAUAUACAUGAUGGAGACUACAUGGACCAUUUGAAGGGAGCAAAAAUGAAAAACAUGUUCCUCAGAGAUGAAGACAAUAAGAGAAACAAUGAAGACAGUAACGAAGGUAACUUCAACUUCCCCUACAGCAACAGAACAUACAAAGACCAUCUCAGUAACAAUCAAGACAUCGCAUUUAAGAAUAAUAUUAGGUACACCUCAGCAGCGAUGGACAUUCCAAAUCCUAGCAAUUCUAACAAAUUAGACCUGAACAUGUUAUAUAAUAAUGAUAUGGAAAAGUUGAAUAGCAAUUUGUCAGCUUAUAACGACUCCAAUAAGCUAAGCCAGUUGCAAGAAAAAUAUAAAAAUAAUUUUCUGUACGAAAGGGAGUUCCCGAGUCAUGUCCACGACGUGAAGGAAAGAACAGGUAGCAAGACGAAGAAAGAUCAUGGCGAGAUGUACUCUAACAAUGUGGUGCUGUAUAGCGACACUGGAUCGAAGAGCGAGUUUAGGGGAAAUUUCCUGAACCACGCGGGGAACGGUGCACCGAAUGGCGCGGUGAGCGGCGUAGCGAAUCACACCAUGAGCAACAGAACCGCGAGGGAAGAGAACUUCCCAUCCGAGAAGAAGAGCUCCGCCGAAACAGAGUCCGAAAUGAUGAACAGGUAUAACUACAGCAGCCACACCAGACAUAAGGCAGCUACCAACGACAGCGCCAUGAGUAGGAGGCAAAAAAUUUUGGAAAAUCUGAUGAAUAUUAACAAAAAUAGCGAUGAAGAGAGAAGCAGAUCCAAUGCAAGAUUGAAUAGUGUGAAGAAACAUUAUGCAGAUAAUACCUUUUACAACAAUAAGAAUACUCUGCACCUGGAUAAUAAGAAUCCGCAUCACAGACGUUCGAGCUCGACGAACGUGAAUCUGGGGAGACAUGAUAUCGACCGAGUUAGCAAUUAUGUAACUUACGCUGAUGACACGCAGGCCAAAGUGACUUACUAUCACGAAAGGGAGUCGGGCACCAUUUCAGGUUACGAAAAAUAUUUGCACCUUAAAAAUGGCAACAAUAAUGGCCUUUUGUCGAGGAAUGUCCCCGGCGACGGAGGCGCAAACGAGCCGGGUGCCAAGCCCAGCUAUGAUGGAGUACAGGCAAAUGCUCAUAGAAGUGCACACGAUACUAUCCACAUGAACGGCAAUAACGCCGAAGCGCAGCGCAACGUGUUGGACGCGAAUCACGGCCACGGGGAAGCGCUGCGCAGCGCCAGUAACGCCGGUACCCAGAAGAGCAGUCACGAACUGGGCGGCCUGAGAAACCUCGACUUUAAUGAACUAAGGAAAAAGCACAUGAACAUCAUCAGCCACAACAACGAAAAGGGGGGGAAUUAUUUGCACAAGAAAGAAGCGUACGAGGAUGAGAGGAACGAAAGCUACAACGUGUGCCUAACAAAUGAAAAGAACAAAAUGCAGCCGAUAAUCAGUAACUACGAGGAUUUGUUUUCGUUUGAUAAAAACAUAAAAAAAAAAAACGACAUUAAAAACAUCGUGUGCGUGUGUCAGGCGAGCAAGCAAAUGGCUCGACUGCAGCUACACAUGGAGGAGGGGAGACAGAUGCUCGAAACGGAAAAGAACCUUUUUAAAAAAAAAAAAGACAAUUUUGAAAAAAAAGUAGAAAUGUUAGCAGAAAAGGAAAAAGAGAUUGAUAAGAUACAUUCCCAAAUUAAGGAAAAAGAAGUAACCAUUGAUAAAAAAAAAAAUGAAAUUGAGGAAAAGGAAAAAUAUAUCAACUCGAUAAAGAACAAGUAUGACAAUGCACAGAAAGAGUUGUUAGAAAAAAUGAACGAAUGCAUCAACAUCGAAAAUAAGUGUAAGAGCAAGCUGUACGAAUAUGAUGAGAAGUUCGGACUUUUCAACAAGAGAAUCAAAGAAAUGGAAGAGCGGGAAAAGGAAAUUGAAAAUGAGAGGAAAAAUAUCGAGAGAAAGGAAAAAAUCCUAAGCAAUGAUAGAAAAGAAUUGGAAGAAGAAAAAAUGCUCAAUAUGAAGGAGAAAAACGAGCUGGAGAUGCUAAAGAAGGAAUUGGACUCGCUCGAAAAAGAGAAGAAGAAAAUAAUCGAAUGUGAAUACAGUAAUUUGCAAAAUAAGGAAGAGGAACUGAGGCGAAAUGAGCGAAGCAACCUGAUAAAGGAAAACGAAUUGAAAAGUAGAAUUGACAAGUAUAACGAGCUAAUCGAUGAGCUUAACAAGAGCAAAAAGGAAUUAGAAAAUGAGAGAAUCAAAAUGAUGGACCAACUAGAAAAUGAAAAAAUGAAAUUCGCAAACGAAAAAAAACACCUGGAGAUAGAAAAGGAAAAUGAAAGAAGUUACAUGAAGGAAGAGCUGAACAAGGAACGGAUGCUCAUGGUAGGAGAUGUGGACAAGAUGAAAAUGAUUAUGAUGGAAGACAUGGAAAGGACGAAAAAUUCUAUGCUGGAUAAUGUAGAAAAAGAAAACAAAAGGAUGAGGGAAGAAGUAGAAAAUGAAAGGAGAGCCAUGCUAAAAAGCAUGGAGGAGGAUAAAGACAAGUUCCAAAUGUAUGUCGAAAAGAAAUGCAAAGAAAAUUUAGAAAAUGAAAAAUUAACACUGGAAAAAAAAUACAAAGAGGAAGCCAACAAACUGCAAAACGAAAUUGCAAAUGAGAGAAAAAAAAUCCUAAAAGAUAGAGACUCCUUCGAGCAACAGAAAAAGAUAUAUGAGGAGGAAUUCCGUUCAAAGUGCGAGAAGUACGAAGAGAGUAUACAGAAAAAGUACGAAAUGCUGGACGAAGAGAAAAGCAAAAUGAAGUACCUCAUAAUGAAGGAGCAGGAAGAGUUAGAGAAUUUCAAAAAGAGAGUCUACCUUGACAUCGAGGAAGAGAAAGACAAGCUGUACGUACAACAGGAGAAGCUAAAUCUGGAAAAGGAAAAUUUACAAGUGGAGAAGGAACAAAUCGAAAUUGAGCUGAAAAAUUAUAAAAACUUCAAAGAGAAGGAAGAAAACGAUAUAAAAAUUCGAAUCAUAAAUUUAUCGCAACAACAGGAAGAUCUAAACAAGGAAAAAGAAAACAUAGAGAAGGAGAAGGAAGAAAUGGAGAAAAGAAGAUUCGAUCUGGACGAAAGAGAACAAUGUCUGCAUAAUGAUAAACUACAGGUCGAGGAGUCGCGAAAAAUAUUUGAUGAGCAAUUAGAAAAAAUUAAAAAGAACAAAGAAGAACUUCUAAAUUAUGACAAGGACUUAAAAAAGAAAGAGAUUAACCUCAUCGAGAAGGAAAAGGAACAGAAAAAAAACGAAGACGAACUGUAUAAGAAGAAGGAGAAGCUGAACGAAUUUGACAGCGACUUGAAGGAGUACAGUGGCAAGCUACAAGGAAGAGAAAAAAAACUCAAGGAAAAAAAAAACGAAUUACAAAAGGUUAAAGACCAGUUAGUGAAUUAUAAAAAUAGCUUAAAGCAAAAGGAGGUGCAAUUUCAAAUGAUCGAGAAGAGAGAAAAGGAGCUCAUUGACGAGCAGACAGUUAUUCAAAUUGAUAGAAACAGUCUGGAAGCGGAGAAAAAGCAGUUCUUACUCAUGAAGGAGAAACACGACAAAGACACCGAAUUUAUUCAGGAACAGCUAAAACUUCUCCAUGAACAGUUGAAGAAUAAAGAAAAGUCACUCAAGGAAAAAGAAAACGAGAUUAACCUGCUGAAUAAGUUACAGAACUGUCGAGGCAAAAGUGCAAAGGGGGCAAUAAUAUCUCUCAAAAAUUUAGAGAACAGGAAGCUCAGCUCCAAUCUGUCCAGAGCAAGCAACUCCAAAAACAGAGUUAAAGUGAAAAUUAUUGGCAAAAACAGACUAGACCUAAUCCGAAGGAAAAACAGAAAAAAAAGCAUCAAUUUUCAUUACAACAAUCUCGAAAUUAAUAAUAGCAUUCAAUAUAUUGACAGCAUGAUAAAUGAGAACUUCAAAAACAAGCCUUUUUUGAAGUAUAAGAAUGGAAACAGUUUGGGACUCUCGGAGGCGUUUCAGCCCAACGACCAGGUACGCAACAGUGAUAUGAGGAUCAAUACAGCAGUGAAAGAGGGGAAUCAGGGGGAGUCAAAUAGGACGGCCACCUAUGACAGUAGUGCACCCCAGGUGGACCAUUCGUACAGUCAUAUUAACGACAAAGGGGGUGUUAACGUGUCUACCUAUGGUAGAAAAAAGACGGCUGAGUAUUCGCUACCCUCCGACGGGGGACACUAUUCGGAGAACUCCAGUAAAAACAAGCACCCGGGUAGCGGCAACCUCAUCGGUAACGCGGGUACCAAAUCGAGAGGCAACUUUGAAAAGGAGCCCUUCAAUCAAGUAAAUAAUUUCGGCCUGAAUGGCGACCACCGAGUGGUGAAUAACAACGAUAUGGUUGGCUAUGCUGCCGAUGAUUUGACGAACCAUAUGGAUAGCCACACGAACGAGUAUGUGGAAAACUACAAAGAAAACGCGGAUGCGAAUAAGGACUAUUUUGGUGGCCCAGGGAACAGGCAUUAUAGAAAGGACUCGGGGAAAAUGGAGGCGCAGAGCUACGGGUCCCAAGAGGGGCGAAGCGGCAGCAGCGCGGCGGUGAAGGGCAAUUACGGCUACGGAGGGGAACACGGCGAGACUGUGGAAGAGGGGCGGUACGAGAGGCAGCACGACGGCUACACCAUUGGGAAUAACACCGGCUCCCCAAAUGAAGGCAUCUUCAGCAAUGGGAGCGGCAACCGUGACGUCCGUGACAGUCGGGGAAUCCGGGACAACCGUGAUAACCGCAAUAAACGCAACAACCACAACAGCUACAACAUUAACAACCUGAGCACGAAAAUCAAAAUGGGCAACAGCAACUUGACGUAUGGCUCAAACUCGAAGAGCACCUCCAGGAUGAAUUUCAAGGAGCACCGACUUCAGGAACAUGGCGAAGACAUGCUGGCGUCACUAAACGUCAACAAUUUAAUAGAAUCCGAUUUGAUAGAGGUAAAAAGUAACUACGGUAACUUCACAGGUAAGGAGAAUAGUAAGUACGAUGGAGAUUUGCUGCUGACGAAUUAUGAGCAAAGAGACAUGAACGUGAUGAUGGGGGAGGAGCAGGAGCAACAGCAGGAUGAGAAGCAGCAGGCGGGGGGGAAGAACUAUGGACAUUAUGCGGAGACCAGAGAACCCAAGCAGGAUGUCCAACGGAUUGAUACCAUUAACAAAAAUAUUAGCACCAUUAACGAUGACGUGGAUCACAUAAACAGCAACAUUAGUAACAUAAAGGGCAAUCUGCACAAAAUUAACAGCCAUGUCCAUGGGGGUGAAGACAUACGGAGGGGAUUCCCUCCCAAAGGAGACGGAGGAAUAGGCGCUCAAAAGGGGAAAGGCAACGAUCAGGUCAGCAAAAACAAAAACAGAAAUGGGAAUAGGGAUGGGAAUGGGAAAAAUUUAGUCCCCCUCAACCAGAUAGACAACCUCGUGAAUAGAAACAUGCAGUCAAUAAACCACAUGUCAAGCUUAAUGCAAAGUGGGAAGAAGAUGAAAGCGGCACUGAACAAACAGACAGAAUAUUGCAGAAUGGCCAGUCAGGCAAAGAACAAGGACAAGGGUAACACGGAUAAGGACAUCCGGGACAAAUUCUUCAAUUACAACAAUGAAGAAAAUGACACGAUAAAAAAGGAGAGCAGUUUUAACGAAUUUCUGGAGGACAUAAAUUCUGACAAGUACUACGGCAAUGCCGGCAAGGGUGUUUCCGAAAAGGAAAACGAAGAUUUUUAUCAUAAUAUGGAGAAAUCACUAAACGGUAGAAAUAUGAAUGAUUCGUAUGAUUACAAAAAUUUGGGGAAGCCAAGCGGGGGUGGGGGGUACGAGGAGGACUACAGUCAUGAAUACGGAGGUGGCACACACAACCGCAGCGGUUACGACACUACGAAUCCCUCCUUGCAGACAGCCCCCCAGAAGAAAACCAACGUGAGGAUGAUGCCAGACAACGGUUACAACAGUGACAGUAACGUGCUGAGGGGUAAUAACUUCACAUCAAGUGAAGAAAAUUGCAGAAGACUGCAUUCGAAUUCCAUCCCCCACGGAAAUGAAAACAACUUCAAGACGCGAAACAACAGCAGCAACGUCUACUACAACAACGAUCAGAAUGUGCCCCGAAGCUACAGGAAUGACGUGACGCGCAACAUGCGGAGCAAAAAGCAAGAAUUCUACGAAGAUAAUUUUGUUCUAAACACAAACGAGCAGAAGCACACGUUUUAUGAUAAAAGUGGGAAACAUCUCGAUCCGGUGGGAAACCCUACCGUUCGAGAAGGCGGCAUAGGUGAUAACAAGAGCAACACUGCAUACAUGAGAAGGCCAGACGCGGACGGAAGCGUCAGUGCCAACCCCAACGCGUACAUGGGUAAACACGCCAGCAAGGGUGACGGCAGGGGGGGCAACAAGGCCAGUUUAGUGGACCCAAGCUCGAAAAGGAAUGUGCACAGGAGCGCGAGCAAUAAUGCCAACAAGAACACCAACCUGGUAGGGAUAAAGGGAUUCAUGAAAGGAAUGCAGAAUGGGCGCGAGGCCGGCACCGCGGGAAGCGGCGGGAAUAGCAUAAUCGAGCAGCUCGACAAAACCCUGCUGAACAAGUCCAUCAUGAUGAACAAGACCAAAAAGAAGUGA
Molecule: messenger RNA, 7446 nt
Organism: Plasmodium inui San Antonio 1
Lineage: Eukaryota; Apicomplexa; Aconoidasida; Haemosporida; Plasmodiidae
Exons: 3
Coding region: 1-7446 (2481 amino acids)
Source: RefSeq, a predicted model, not a curated record